CAGCGCAACAAGACCGGAUCGAGCUCGAAUGGCAGAUUCAUCGGAAUAUAAGAUGCAAAAGACGACACUCAGGAUUGAUGUUAAAGCUAGUCGCCAGGAAGCAAAACCAAAACUCCAAGUAUCAGUCAACGCCCUGAAACUAGACCUGACGGCCCUUGAGGAAAAACUAGAGGGCCUGCAGCAAGCUAUUAGUGUACAUGCGGGUGGAGUCGUCCGCUUGGAAGGUCUUGAGGUUUCAUUAUUGGCAACCUUUGUUGUGGCGCCCUCUGUGUCGGCCGAGGAUGUUGUGAAGUACCAGAUGAAGCUCACCUGUGGUGAGGACUACCCAGCUGAACCGCCAUCGGUCGACUGGCAGGACUGUCCAGUGGAACCCAAGCCCAACCUCAAGCAUAUUCCAUCAACAACAAACUGGAAUGUCAAGAAGUCCAAACCACAGCUGGCAGAUGUACUAACUGAUCUGAAAAAUGUGAUCGUGGAAGAUCACGGAACAAAGAAAAAGGCCUCAAAAGGCAAGAAGAAUUCCGCAAAGGAUUCAAAGGCCAAGAAGAAAUCCAACAGCGAUGGUGGGGAAUGAAAUCAGAUUUCGACUUGUGUUUGUGCCUCCUCAACAUUGGUCAGGAUCCGGCCCCAGCAUAUAAUCCUCCUGCGAUAUAAUAUAUUUAUAAUUAAUUUCGUCAGCUCCAUCAUUUUUUUGUAAUAAUUUACGCAAGGAUUAAUUGGUAAGACUUAAUUUUAUAUAUGAUAUUAUUCUGGUCUGGUUA
Molecule: messenger RNA, 761 nt
Organism: Lolium perenne
Lineage: Eukaryota; Viridiplantae; Streptophyta; Magnoliopsida; Poales; Poaceae
Source: RefSeq, a predicted model, not a curated record